Paralichthys olivaceus (Japanese flounder) is the source of this 1315-nucleotide messenger RNA. The record is from RefSeq and is a predicted model, not a curated record. Lineage: Eukaryota; Metazoa; Chordata; Actinopteri; Pleuronectiformes; Paralichthyidae.
GAAGGGAAAACCCGCGUCCAGAGGGUUUUCUAUGGAUCGUUUUGUUGCUGUUCUCCUUUUCAUCAUGCUGCAUUUCGCGUAUGGAGACGUGAGCUACUCCGUCGCAGAGGAGAUGAAACGCAUGUCUGUGAUUGGAAAUAUAGCAAAGGAUCUUGGCCUCGGGACUGCCGCACUUUCCUCGCGUAAAGCUCGCAUUGACACCGACAGGAGUGGCAAGCAGUAUUGUGAUAUUAAUCUGAGCAGCGGAGAUUUGAUUGUGACUGACAGGAUCGACAGAGAGGGUCUUUGUGGUAAGAAGGCGACCUGUAUUUUAAAAGAGGAACUUGUACUGGAAAACCCUUUAGAGCUUCAUCGUAUCAGUAUUCAUGUGCAAGACAUAAACGACAACACCCCACAGUUUAGUGAAGAGUUGAUUUCAUUUGAAAUGAGAGAAUCAGCUGACAAAGGAGCGAAAUUCUUACUCACUGAAGCCCAUGAUGCAGAUAUCGGUACAAAUACAGUGCAACACUACAAUUUACAAAAUAAUGAACAUUUCACUAUUAAUGUGGAAACAGACGGUAGCGGUCGUAAACACUCCGAGCUGGUUUUAGUUAAAGAAUUAGAUCGAGAACAAGAGAACGAUCUAAAAUUGGUGCUUACGGCUGUAGAUGGUGGUUCUCCGAGGAGAUCGGGCACUGCGAUCGUUCACAUCACUGUGCUGGAUGCUAAUGAUAACGCACCAGUGUUUCAUCAGGCCGUUUAUAAAGCCAGUCUGCCUGAAAACGCACCGCUCGAUACAAUAGUUAUUGCAGUGAGCGCAACUGAUGCGGACGCGGGGCAGAAUGGUGACAUCACAUACAGUUUUGAUCAUGUGUCUGAUGACCAUGCCACUUUAUUCUCACUUGACCAGAAGACUGGAGAGAUACGAGUCAUCGGGUCUAUUGAUUAUGAGACUGAGACGUCUAUUGAACUACGGAUAAGAGCAAAAGACGGACCAGGUCUUACGUCAUAUUGUACAAUAAUUAUAGACGUAACAGAUGUCAAUGAUAACCCACCUGCUAUCAGUUUAAAGGCACUGAGUAAUCCCAUACCUGAGAACGUGUCACCUGGUUCAGAGGUGGGCAUCAUUAACGUGCAGGACAGAGACUCUGAGAAUAACAGACAGGUUCGCUGCUCCAUUCAACAAAAUGUCCCUUUUAAGUUAGUUCCUUCUAUUAAAAACUAUUAUUCUCUGGUGACCACAGGACAACUGGACCGUGAACUAGUGUCAGAUUACAACAUUACAAUAACAAGCAGUGAUUCUCCACCCUUCAGUGUAAUCGACUUUGAAGCCUGA